AUGUUAGAGCAUUUCCAGCUGGAUGCCCUAGCCCGAGCAAGAGGCCCCCUAGGCCUUCAUUCGUGUUUCCAGGGCCCCAUUCUUGCCUGGGCAAGAGAUGGGCUCCACCAACCCGGGCAAGGCCCAAGGCAACAUCAGCCCACCCUCUUGCCUGAGGGCUAUGACGUCACCGAUGACGGCGUUAGCGCAAGAAAUCAAAUUUUUUUACCAUUGGCGUGUGACGUACACGCGGGGACUGCGCACAUCACGCACACCAACGGUAAAAAAAAAUUUUGA
Molecule: messenger RNA, 276 nt
Organism: Prunus armeniaca (apricot)
Lineage: Eukaryota; Viridiplantae; Streptophyta; Magnoliopsida; Rosales; Rosaceae
Source: the annotation of a GenBank genome assembly